This is a messenger RNA of Olea europaea var. sylvestris, 1603 nucleotides long. RefSeq lists its product as uncharacterized. The record is from RefSeq and is a predicted model, not a curated record. The coding region runs from base 8 to 1603 and encodes 531 amino acids. NCBI's taxonomy places the organism in Eukaryota, Viridiplantae, Streptophyta, Magnoliopsida, Lamiales, Oleaceae. The transcript has 6 exons.
AGUAAAAAUGCACCCAGAUUCAAUAGAAUGGACAGCCUUCACUAGCCCAGAAGGACAUUUUGAAUGGUUAGUUAUGCCAUUUGGAUUAAAAAAUGCCCCUAGUAUUUUUCAAAGAAAAAUGGAUAGUAUUUUUAGUAAACAUAAUAAAUUUAUUAUAAUUUAUAUAGAUGAUAUUUUAGUAUUUAGUAAAAAUAGGCGAGAACAUAGAGGUCAUUUACAAAUUCUUUUUUCAGAAUUUAUUAGACAUGGUUUAAUUAUAAAUAAAAAGAAAAUAUUUUUAUUUAAAGAAUAUAUAGAAUUUUUAGGAGUAAAUAUAGGAAAAGGAAAAAUAGAAUUACAACUUCAUAUAGCUCAAAAAGCUUUAGAUUUUUCAGAUAAACUUGAAGAUCUUAAACAGUUACAAAAUUUUUUAGGAUUAGUUAAUUAUGCUAGACGCUUUAUUAAAGAUUUGGGAAAAAUUGCAGGACCUUUAUAUGGAAAAACUUCACGAAAAGGUCAAAGAUAUUUUAAUAUAGAAGAUAUUAAAUUAGUCCAAAAAAUAAAAGAGAAAUUAAAAGAUUUAUCUAAAUUAUCUAUGCCAUUAGAAACAGAUUAUUUAAUUAUAGAAACAGAUGGAAGUAUAACAGGAUGUGGAGCAAUUUUAAUUGCAAAACCCAAUAAAUAUGCAGAUAAAGAUACUGAAAAAAUUGUAAGAUAUAAUAGUGGAAAUUAUAAUGAAAAAGGUAAUAUAAGUAGCAUAGACUUAGAAUUACUUGCAGUUAAUUAUGCAUUAGAUUCUUUUGAAUUGUUUAUUAUUUCUAAAAAGGAAAUUACUUUAAGAACAGAUUGUAAAGCAAUAAUGCAAAGACCAAGAGGCCCCGGGCCAGGAUUGCCAACAAUUGGCAAUUCAAGUUCAUCAUUUCCUCAGACUAAUUUAGCACAGACUCAUGACAAGUUAAGAUUUGGUAACACACAAGCAGGUACUAUAGAGCCCAAGAAUUCUAUAGCUAGUCCAGCUCAAACGGAAGCUGGUAAAGACUUAUCAAAUCCGUUUAUGGUUCUGGGCUUACCAAAAGCUCAACAGACUCAGGGGACUGUUGAUUCUCCUACUUUUCAAUUUAAUCAGACUCAACAGGCUGAAAAUCCUGUUACAGAAAAUAAAAAUAUUUCUGAAGACCAGACACAGCAGACUGGAUAUUCUGCUACUAGACUUAUUAGUCCAAUGGAUCUUAAACAGAAAAGAAUUAAAAUUUCUAGAACAUCCGAUGGUUUCAUACUGUCUCAAUCACACUACAUUGAGAAGAUUCUUGAUAAAUUCAAGAAAUACGAUAUUAUCCCUAUGAAAACACAUAUGGAUGUUAGUAUGCAUCUUGUUUCCAAUACUGAUAAUAGGGUACCAAUAGUCUUUGGAAGGGAAGAGACCUACGUCCUAUCGGAUUCGAUCAUAGACCCACACGCGCGCGCCGCCGCCAACCGACUCAACACGGCACGAGCACGAGCACGAGCACGUGUCCGAGUUCAAGUCCGGUUCAUGUUCAGGUGCGGGUGGGUCCUUGUAAUUUUUCUUGGUUUGGAUGGUUUGUUAAAUAGUCGUCUGUUAACCGACCAAACAGUUGACUGUUAA